This is a messenger RNA of Diatraea saccharalis (sugarcane borer), 456 nucleotides long. Lineage: Eukaryota; Metazoa; Arthropoda; Insecta; Lepidoptera; Crambidae. The record is from the annotation of a GenBank genome assembly.
AUGUGCACUUCAAAUCGGGCGGGGGUGUUAUUACAUUUGGUGGUUUCUGGCUGGCUGCCACAUAGUGUUGCCGGCAAAAAAAUUCGUCUAGCCAUAGAAAUAAAAGGAUCACGGUCUGAGGAGUAUCAAAAUGUCAAGAGGCAACCUUUGCAGAUUGCUGUUUCAAUAUGGCCGGCGGGCCGUGAAAUCAUACGGCCCGGGCCUCCUUUGAAACGAACGUCAACGACAAAAUGCACAGGGAGCUCUCCACAUCGCGAGAGACGUCGACGGGACGAGGAUGGGCCGACAGCGACAGGUUUCAGCGCUGCAUUACACCGGGCGCCACCACCGCCGCCACCAGCGCUACUACGACGGCUAGGUGUGAAAGAGACCACAGGAGUGGGCAAGGUUAUAGGGCAGUAUGACGUGGUCGUUAAGCAAGACAGGGCACAAAUACAAGAAACUAGACGUUUAUGA